Messenger RNA from Rhineura floridana, 6093 nucleotides. RefSeq names its product HIC ZBTB transcriptional repressor 2 (gene HIC2). Gene Ontology annotation, molecular function: protein binding; RNA polymerase II cis-regulatory region sequence-specific DNA binding; DNA-binding transcription factor activity, RNA polymerase II-specific. The transcript is spliced from 6 exons. Gene Ontology annotation, cellular component: nucleus. Bases 1624 to 3348 code for a protein of 574 amino acids. Lineage: Eukaryota; Metazoa; Chordata; Lepidosauria; Squamata; Rhineuridae. The record is from RefSeq and is a predicted model, not a curated record. Gene Ontology annotation, biological process: regulation of transcription by RNA polymerase II.
CAGCCGCAUAAAAACUCAGGAUCGCUCUGAAGAAGCGCGCGCGCGCACGAAGUCAAGAGUUUUACCGGCGAGCCAAAAACUUGCAUCCCAAAGGGGGGACCUCUACGAGGAGACCCCCCCCGCGAAACGGAGCGUGCCAAUCGGACGUGCGCGUUGCGGUUCUUGAAACACGCACACGCCGACACAAUCGGCUGUCCACCCGUGCUCUCCCAAACCUCCGGUGCAAAGAGAGACUCGCAAGCGCACGGCACCCCCACAGCCUCCAAAGCAGAGAAUGCAACGCCCGAUCGGACACCCAGGCGCGAGCGGGUGUGCAUCUCUUAGACCUCAAACUUUUGCGUGCACCAGACACACCCACGCCCUCGAACGGUUCUCGCUGGCACACGCAUCCACGCAACCAUUGCACGGCCGCGCCUUCCCUCUAUCGCCACAGACGAGAAAUCUUGGAAGGGGGGGGGGAAGAGGCAGAGCAGGGAAACGGACCCCAGAGCUAACCACCCAGAUCUUGGCGAGGACUUCCCGGCGCGCCGGCGCCUCCGCUCCGCCGGGGCCAGAGAGAUACCUUGGCUUCGCGGCGUGCAAAAGGAGGGUCGCGGUUGCAAGAUCGGGGCGGGCGGGCGUUUGCGCGUGUAAAAGGCUGCCUCGCCGGCUGAUGCCGCCCCCCUUCAGCUUUUGCAGGACGCAUGCCCCCCCUCCGAACAAACAAACAAACAAACGCAAAUGACCAAAGUUGCAUGGAUCAAAAAGGCGGAGAGUGGCGAACGCUUUCCUCCUCCUUUAGCUCCUCUUGCAUUCCCUGCCCCCCUUUCCCCAGCCCCCCCUUUCCCUCUUAUUCUUUCUCUCCCCCCCCCUCCCAUGUUGGCUUUCAUUCAAAUGUGGGUCAGGGGUGAGCGGCGCCCAACGUCACAAGCUGACAAGAUGGCGCUGAGAGGGAGGCGGUGAGAUAAGGCACGGGCUGGUCGAAACCCGGCGGGCAGGCGAGGCGCGAGUGCAGGAGGAGAGGGGCGCAAGGGGAGCGCGAGGGCCGCGCCCCAAAGCAUGCGAUCCCAAAGACGCUGGCAUUUGUCUUGGGGGACAGUCUAACAUGUGAGCCGUUGUAACGCACAGCGUAUGCAGUUCCGCAGUCUCUCAGCACCUUGGGAUGAUGCCCGCAAUUUUUUUUUCCUGGUUUGUGCAAAGACAGUCACCUUGGUAAGGGGAGAUGGUGCCCCUGUUUUUCUCAUUUGCUCCCCUGUCGAACUUCCUUGUGAGAUUUAUCUGCUGACCUGUGUUUUCCCAGCGGUGUCGCAAACUUCGGGCUUCCAGUUUUAGAAGUCUUUUAACGCUUCACACGUCUGGGAUUCAGUGGUAGGCUUCCUGGGUCAGAGGAUGCACGUUCAAGGCCGGCGUGGUAAUGUUGCAUGUUGCCCCAGGGCAAACUCCCCCUGUUGGUAUCUGAGUGAUCCCUGCUGGUUCUUCAUUCAGCAUCUGUCCAAGCCCCCUUCUAUUGAUGGCCUGUUGGGAUUUCAAUGGAACAUCCUGGGAGGUACCUGGUCCGUCGGGCAGCACUGGAAGGAGGUGCCUUUUAGCCCCAUGUACCUGGCAUGGUGAUAAAGUAAACGGGGAAAGGAAAAGAAGGUGGAGAUGGAACUGCCAAAUCAUGCCAAACAACUGCUGCUGCAGCUAAACCAGCAACGAGCCAAAGGAUUUCUCUGCGAUGUGAUCAUUGUUGUUGAAAAUGCCCUCUUCCGUGCCCACAAGAAUAUCCUUGCAGCCAGCAGCAUGUAUUUCAAAUCCCUCGUCCUGCACGACAACCUGAUCAACUUAGAUACCGACAUGGUGAACCCCACAGUGUUCCGACAAAUCUUGGACUUUAUUUAUACUGGGAAGCUCUUGAUGACCGACCAGCCUGGUGAACAGAACUUCAACGCUCUCCUCACGGCCGCAAGCUACCUCCAGCUACCUGACCUAGCUGCCCUCUGUAGGAAGAAGCUGAAACGCAAUGGGAGGUCUUUCGCUGGCAGGGCCGGCGGCACCCCCAGUGUUGGGAGACCCCCUCGGAGUCAGAGACUUUCUACUGCUUCAGUCAUCACUCGUUAUUCAGGGUCAACGGAGGGGCUGAAGGGCUCUCACUCAAAGGAGAUGCCAAAGGGGAAGAUCUCGGACGACGAGGUCUUCAUCAGCAGUUCCAUCCAAGAGAAUUCGCAUGUCUUGAGUCGGGGAAUCGGCAAGAAUGGCGGAGAUGGAAGCAGCAGCAGCGCCAAUGGAAGCAGCGGGGACCAGGAGCUCGGCCUCGACCUGUCCAAGAAAAGCCCCUCGCUUCCUCCAGCAGCCUCCCAGGAUGAUACGCAGCACAGUGAAAGCCAGCGUGGUUCCCCCCGACCUGCCUCAGCCCCUGCAGCCAACAGUGCCUCAUCAUUUGACGAGUCCACCACCGGAGCCCCACCCAACCUCCCUGACAACUGUGAGCCCAUGGAAAUGGACUUAAGUGAAGAUCGCCAGUCUCUCCCAGAAGGUAGCCAGAGGAAAAGCCUGCGCCACUCAUCACGCAAGAAGGAGUGGCUCAAGAAGGACAGCGUUUUUGACAGGAAGGAGGGUGGUGGCAAAGGUGGCGAGGAGGGCGAGGGACUGCCCAACGGCAUACUGAUGGGCCCCUUGUGUAAGUCAGCGGAGCGGAGCCUGGGCCUGGGUGCCUACGGGUCAGAGCUACCGUUUACAUGCAAAGAGGAUGUGGAGAACGGCAAGGAGAACAGUGACGACAGCGGGCAGAGCGAGAGCGAGAGUGGCGGGCACACCAGCGCCAACUAUGUCUACCGGCAGGAAGGCUAUGAGCCAGUGGCCUUUGGGGACAACCUUUACGUCUGCAUCCCAUGCGGAAAGGGUUUCCCUAGCUCCGAGCAGCUGAAUGCUCACGUAGAGAAACACACUGAGGAAGACCUCUACAUCAAAGAGGAAGGAACUUACGACGAUAAGGAGGAGGAAGCGGAGGAUUUGUCCAAUCCCAACCAGCCCUAUACCACCGAAUCCCGGCCCUUCAAGUGUUCCGUGUGCGAGAAGAGCUACAAAGAUCCGGCCACCCUCCGGCAGCAUGAGAAGACUCACUGGCUGACCCGGCCUUUCCCUUGCAAUAUCUGUGGCAAGAUGUUCACACAGCGGGGCACGAUGACACGGCACAUGCGCAGCCACUUGGGCCUCAAGCCCUUUGCUUGUGAGGAGUGCGGGAUGCGCUUUACCCGGCAGUACCGACUGACAGAGCAUAUGCGUGUUCACUCAGGGGAAAAGCCCUACGAAUGUCAACUUUGUGGCGGGAAGUUCACCCAGCAACGCAAUCUCAUCAGCCACCUGCGAAUGCAUACCUCUCCUUCAUAAAAGCCAAAGACUCUGCAAUGAGCUCUGAGCCCACCCACCAUAAACGUACCUUUUUCCCUAGACUUGCUGCUUUAAAAAAAAAAACAAAAAAACCUAAAAUAAGGGUCAUUCCCUUCCCUGUUCAGUCAUGGGGGGCUUCAGCCAAGCAGAGCUUUAUUUCUUUUUCUUCCCCCUGCCCCUCCAAAUAUACAAAGAAAAACCAGCCCAGAAUUAAGCUGCUGCCACCCUGUUUGCAUUUUCCUUCCCCUCUCCCUUGUCUUUUAGGUCAAAUUGUUGUUGCGAGAAAUGCCACUACUCUGCAUAGUUGUGGGGACAUGUAGCUUAACUGUGAGCCCCAGAUGUGGAGAGAAAGGGCUGAGGGGUGGAGGAGAAGAGUUCCUUCCAGGUUGAUGGUAAUUGGAAAUGGUAGCCAAAAGGGGCCAAUCUUUGUGAUUGGAGGGGGGGGGGAAAUGGGGUCUCAGCUGCUUCAUGUUCCUCAGUUUCCUUUCUUAGCACUUUGGAUUUCUGUCGAUAAAACUCAACCCAAGUAUUAUUUCCUUGGUGCAGAUUGACAUUACGCACAGACUUUUCCCAUUCUGUGGCUGGUUUUCCCAGCCACGGGCGUUCGUCUUUCCUUCCAUUGUCCGACCAAGUGACAUUGGUAGUUUCCCUAAAUGCCGUCGGUGGAGGCGUUUCUUGCCAACAGAAUCCCAUUUUUUUUUUAACAAAAUGGUAACCCUUGACACGACUCCUCAGAAUUUCUUUGUGAUAAGAUGGCAGCGAUUGCCGUUGGCUGCAAUAGGGGAACCUUUUGUUGGUGGUAUUAUCAGUUGGCUGCCUCUUAACGAUCCCUCCUCAAGAGUUUUUGCAUGCUAGAAGAGAAGCGCUUUCAAUCUAGGAAGGUGGCCUAUUUCUCUUCUCCCCCACUCUGCCUGCCAUUUUUUCAGUAGUAGAGUUUGGCCUGCUGUGUCGUUGCACACCAGACAUGUACCUCUUCACCUCCACCUUCUUGGCCUGUUCCCCACUUCAAUCACUUCAGCGUUAUCCAUGACUGAAUGGGAGUCGGGUGCCCCUGGGAAUUUAUUUCAGCUGAGCAGGGGUCGUCUUUCUGUUUUGUUUUCCCACCCCUAAUAGUUCGUAUGAAUAUUCUUUCCUUAGAGGUACUUGUUUUAUUAAGAGAGAGAAAACAAACAAACCAUUGUUUAAAGCGUUUAUGUAAUUGUUGGAACUGGAAGGUUUUGAAGUAACUCUAAUGGAACGGGCGCGGGGAGUUGGGUUCGAUAUAGGCUGGAAUUGCUACAAGUUCCUUUAGGUACUUUUUUAUUUUUAUUUUGUGCGUGAGUGUGUGUGUGUGUGUUUAGCUUUUUCUCCCUCACUAAAGAACAGGUUAAUAUGGAUCGGCCUGUUCCCUUUGCUACCUCUUGAAUUCAUGAGAACAAUAAGAUGGUUAGUGAAAUAUUAGGUGUGGCGUUUUGUCCCUCCUCCCCCUCCCGCCUUGUAAGUAAGUGUACAAAGUAGAAAUUAAAUUAAAAACGUAAGGGAUUUUUACCACCCUUGUCCUUCCAUCAAGAAGUCAACUUAAAAUGAUUCUAGAAGCGCAACUUGGCCAAAGACGAUAAUAGGUAGAUUAUAAGCCAGCGGCCCAAGUGAAUAGUUCUGUAGGGGUCGCUGGCUUUUCACCAAAUUACUGAUUUUUUCUGUCCAUGAGGAAAUCUUUUUUUUUUUUAAAGCUCUUUCCAACGUUGUUUAUUGAACCUGGAUGCUAUUGGGGGCAGGGGGGGGGCGAUGUCUGCUAUCCGUUACGUUUCAGACGCAUCUGGGUUAGCAUGGUAACCACCUGACGGGAUACGAAAACGCUGUUGUAGCGGGCGUUGUGUUACUAGGCUCCAGAGUGCAAUAAGAGUGUGUGGGAAGCCUAACCAAAGUGUUUCAUGUCCUCCCUUUUCUGGGAGGGAGGGUGUGGGGGGUGCGGUUUUCUGCUUCUUCUUUUUAAAUUAUGAUUGUUGUUGUUAUUAAGGAAAUCUUAAUGCACGCACACGAGAGUUGGAAAAAUCGAAGAGAGGGGUUGUUUUUUUUUGUGCCCCCCUCGGUAGAAGACUUCACAGCCAACAGCUGCUAUAGGUUUAGGAGGAGAGGACAGAGUCAUCACCCGCCAUUUUGUGGCCCCUCGACUUGGUUGGCGUGACCUUUUGUGGAAAGUGAUGGCUUUCCCCCAGCCCCCUCCCAGUGGGGGAAGUGGGGUGGUAAAAAUUUCGCAGUCCCUUUAGAAUCAUCCUGUCUAAAAUUGAGUAAGGUUUACAUUUUGUUUUUCCGCUUUAACUUUCUUGCUCAAAACCAUUGUUCUUUUUAUUAUAUUAUUAUUAUGAUAAUUAAUAUUAUUAUUAUUAUAUUGGUAGGGUUCACCAAAGCCCUGUCUUUUUUCUUCAGAAAAGGGGAAAAAAAACUUUUGUCUUUAAGUUUAGACCAAAAAAAAAAGUUUGAGCAUAUUCAGAUAAAACAAAGAUAAGCUUUCAAUUUUUUUCCAUCCCUCCUCUUCCCUGCACAACAGCUCCCCCUGUUUUUUUUCCUCUUAAGAAACAGACCGUUAAAAAGUGUUUUGAAUGAACUGAGUCGGUGGGAGUCCAUACUUCCAUGCAGUACAGCAAGAACCUGUGAUUCCAAUUCCCAUCAGCCCCAACCAGCAAGGCCAAUAGUCUAGGACAGCCUUUCCCAACCAGUGUGCCUCCAGAUGUUGUUGGACCACAACUCCCAUGAGCCUCAGCCAGC